Molecule: messenger RNA, 504 nt
Organism: Rhizoctonia solani
Lineage: Eukaryota; Fungi; Basidiomycota; Agaricomycetes; Cantharellales; Ceratobasidiaceae
Exons: 4
Coding region: 1-504 (167 amino acids)
Source: RefSeq, a predicted model, not a curated record
AUGCGCGCCUUCACUAUCGUUUCUGCUUUGAUUGCUGUGGCUGUCUCUGGCGUCCUCGCUACUCCUGGAGAGGCCGUUGCUUCACUUUUCCCUCGCCAGGGCUCUGCCAUCCCCGAUAUUCCAGCUCAGUGCCAGGCCAAGUGUGCGUCAGUACAAAAGAUUACUUCUUGCGGUACCGAUCUGGCUUGCAUGUGCACCAACGAAAUGGGGCAAGGAAUUGUCGACUGUGGUAACUGUGGAAUCGACUACCACAAGAACCAACCUGAUAUCAACAACUACAAGGCUCAAUUCCAAGCUUCCGUCAACUCUUACGCCGAUAGCUGCACUCAAGCAGGACACCCAGUUGGUCCCUUCUCGAUUACUGGAGUUACCGGCUCUGGCGGAGCUCUACCACUACUGGCACCGGGGCUGGAUCUACCCCAACUGGCUCCAGUGCCAAUGGUGCUCUUACUUUCAAUGCAGCUGCAGGUUCGGGUGCCCUUGCGGCCAUGGCUGUUGUCAUGA